Messenger RNA from Lotus japonicus, 1688 nucleotides. Its product is annotated as deoxyribodipyrimidine photo-lyase. The transcript has 9 exons. NCBI's taxonomy places the organism in Eukaryota, Viridiplantae, Streptophyta, Magnoliopsida, Fabales, Fabaceae. Gene Ontology annotation, biological process: photoreactive repair. The coding region runs from base 69 to 1562 and encodes 497 amino acids. The record is from RefSeq and is a predicted model, not a curated record. Gene Ontology annotation, molecular function: deoxyribodipyrimidine photo-lyase activity.
CUGUUGAAGUUCCCUCCAAACUCCAACGCGCCGGUUCGGCUUCUGCGUUUCCGAUUCAAUUCACGGCCAUGGCUUCCGCACCGUCGCCAAUGUCGGUCAAUCCGGGUCGCAUUCGGACCCUGAAAGAAGGGUCGCCCCGUUCCAACGGCGAAUCGGGUCCCGUCGUGUACUGGAUGUUCAGAGAUCAACGGGUUCGAGACAACUGGGCUCUUAUCCACGCCGUUCACCAAGCCAACAAAGCCAACGUUCCCGUCGCCGUCGUUUUCAAUCUCUUCGAUCACUUUCUGGGUGCAAAGUCUCGUCAUCUAGGGUUCAUGCUCAGGGGUUUACGCCAAUUGUGUCACCAACUUCAACACACUCUUCAAAUCCCCUUUUUCUUGUUCCGGGGUGAAGCAGAGGAGACUGUGUCGAAAUUUGUUAGGGAAUGCGGGGCUUCAUUGUUGGUGACGGACAUGUCACCCUUGCGUGAAGUUCGGAGGUGCAAAUCGGAGAUUUGUGAGAGGGUUGGUGAUUCGGUGAUGGUGCAUGAAGUGGAUGCUCACAAUGUGGUGCCAAUUUGGGUGGCUUCUGAUAAAUUGGAGUACAGUGCUAGGACCAUAAGGGGGAAGAUUAACAAAAAGCUUCCUGAGUAUCUCACUGAUUUCCCUGACAUUGAACCACAAUCUAGAAAAUGGGUUGUCACCGAGGACCGCAUCAUCGACUGGGAUGAUCUCAUUGCUGAGGUCUUGAGAGGGGCUGAGGUUCCUGAAGUUGAUUGGUGUGUGCCAGGGGAAAUUGCAGCAAUGGAAGUGUUGAUGGGAAGUAAAAAUGGAUUCUUGACUAAAAGGUUGAAAAGUUACCUAGACCGCAAUAACCCGUGUAAAACCACUGCCCUUUCUGGUUUAUCGCCCUAUUUGCAUUUUGGACAGAUAUCUGCUCAAAGGUGUGCUUUGGAAGCACGUAAGCUGCGAACAUCAUGCCCUCAGGCGGCCGAUGCUUUCUUGGAGGAGUUAGUUGUGCGGAGAGAACUUGCUGAUAACUUCUGUUACUAUCAGCCUCAGUAUGAUUCAUUACAAGGAGCAUGGGAUUGGGCUCGUAAGACCUUACUCGAUCAUGCUGCUGAUAAGAGAGAACAUAUCUACUCGAAGGAACAAUUGGAGAAAGCACAGACUGCAGAUCGUCUAUGGAAUGCUUCUCAGCUGGAGAUGGUUCAUUUUGGGAAAAUGCAUGGUUUUAUGCGAAUGUAUUGGGCAAAGAAGAUACUAGAGUGGACAAGAGGACCUGAAGAAGCACUUGAGAUAUGUAUUUAUUUAAAUGAUAAGUAUGAAAUAGAUGGGAGGGAUCCAAAUGGUUAUUGUGGCUGCAUGUGGUCAAUAUGUGGGGUCCAUGAUCAGGGUUGGCGAGAGCGACCCAUUUUUGGGAAAAUUCGAUACAUGAACUAUGAAGGCUGCAAAAGAAAAUUUGAUGUUGAGAGAUACAUUGCAUAUGUCAACAAAGUAGUUAGUGAGAUGAAAAAGAGAAAGGCUGAAAACUUGAUAUCUCAAAAGGAGAAACUACUCCGCAGUUGCGAUCCUGAAGAUUGAAGAAGCAUAUAUACUUACUAGAUUUCUAGGCAUAUUUUGUGUUUGGGUAGAGCUAAUUUGUAAUGUAAAAUUAUUUCACUGAUGAUAUUUGAAGCAAGAAUAGUCUUCUGCGUCUUUAGUUUUGGA